ACGUCUCAUCACCAAACAUAUAUUUCUGAAAAAUGGUUUCUCACGAAACCUUACUCAUCCUAGGCCUCUUGGCCAUGGCUUCUCUCAUACCCUCUCAUGCGACUGCUAGGAACCUUGCUCAGACUCCCUCAAUGUCCUCUACAAAGGACAAAAACCACAUCGAUGAUAUCAAAUAUGGAGGUCCAGGUGAUUAUGAAGGUGGUCAUGGAGGUAAUAGAUCUAGUAGUGGAUCUAGUGAUUAUGGAGGUAACCAUAAAGGUGAUAAACCAGACGAAAGACACGGGAAAUAUGGAGGAAACCAUGGAGGUAAUAAAUCUGGCGGUGGACCUGGUGAUUAUGGAGGCAACCAUGGAAGCGAUAAACCAGGCAAUGAACACGGUGAUUAUGGAGGCAACCAUGGAGGUAAUAGACCUGGCGGUGGACCUAGUGAUUAUGGAGGUGAUCAUGGAAGUGAUAAACCCGACAGAGAACACGGUGAUUAUGGAGGCAACCAUGGAGGUAAUAGACCUGGUGGUGGAUCUGGUGAUUAUGGAAGCAACCAUGGAAGUGAUAAACCAGGCAAUGAACACGAUGAUUAUGGAGGCAACCAUGGAGGUAAUAGACCUGACGGUGGAAAUAGUGAUUAUGGAGGCAACCAUGGAAGUGAUAAAUCCGGCAAAGAACACGGUGAUUAUGGAGGCAACCAUGGAGGUAAUAAACAUGGCAAUGGACCUGGUGAUUAUGGAGGCGACCAUGGAAGUGAUAAACCAGGUAAUGAACAUGGUGAUUAUGGAGGCAACCAUGGAGGUAAUAGACCUGGCGGUGGACCUAGUGAUUAUGGAGGUGAUCAUGGAAGUGAUAAACCCGACAAAGAACACAAUGAUUAUGGAGGAAACCAUGGAGGUGAUAAACCAGAUGGAGGACCCAAUCAUUAUGGACACAACCAUGAAGGUGAUAAACCAGGCGAAGGACAUGAUGAUUAUGGAGGCAACCACAGAGGUUAUAGACCUGGUGGUGGACCCAAUAACUAUGGAGGCGAUCAUGGAGGUGAUAAACUAGGUGAAGGACACAAUGAUUUUGGAGGGAACCAUGGAGGUUAUAGACCUGGCGGUGGACACAAUGAUUAUGGAGGCAACCAUGGAGGUGAUAAACCAAACGAAGGACCAGGUGAUUAUAGAGGCAACCACGGAGCUGAUAAACCAGGCGGAGGACCCGGUAAUUAUGAAGGCAACCAUGGAGGUGAUAAACCUGGCAAUGGACCCAGUGAUUAUGGAGGCAACCAUGAAGGUGAUAAACCAGGUGAAGGACAUGAUGAUUAUGGAGGCAACCAUGGAGGUAAUAAACCAGGCGGAGGAUCAGGUGAUUAUGGAGGUGACCACAAAGGCAACCAUGGAGGUGAUAAACUAGGGGGUGGACCCGGUGAUUAUGGAGGCGAUCAUAGAAGUGAUAAACCUGGAGGUGGUGGUGGAGUCGGUGACUAUGGACACAACCAUGGAGGUAAUAAACCAGACAAUGGACCCAAUGGAAGCGACCAUCAAGGUGAUAAACCUGGUGGUGGACCCAGUGAUUACAGAGGCAACCAUGGAGGUGGUAAAUCUCGUGGAGGUGAAUCAAGAGAUGGUGGACUCGGUAAUUGUGGAGGUGGACAUGGAAAUGGUGUUUGUGGAGACAACCUUGUUGAUGGUUAUAACGAUGAAGCUCCUUGAGAUUACUAUGACAAGCCUAGUGGUAAAUAAAAUGGAAAGCCUCGUGGAUUUGACAUUAAGAAUUAUCUUAAAGACCAUAAUUAGAUAAUUUAUGAACAAGUUAUGUUAACUCCUAAAGAGUAUGUUGUCAUCUUAUAUGAACACAAAGUAGUGGAAUGUUAUCCACUUAAUAGAACUUUAUUUAACCUAAAUAAUAUUAUUUAUUAUAUA
This is a messenger RNA of Vigna angularis (adzuki bean), 1895 nucleotides long. Its product is annotated as glycine-rich cell wall structural protein 1.8. The transcript has 2 exons. NCBI's taxonomy places the organism in Eukaryota, Viridiplantae, Streptophyta, Magnoliopsida, Fabales, Fabaceae. The record is from RefSeq and is a predicted model, not a curated record. The coding region runs from base 33 to 1685 and encodes 550 amino acids.